AUGUCCCUGGCCUCUCGCGUCGUCAAUCUGUUCUCUUCGGGAACAAACAGCACACAACAGGAUCGUAACGAGAUCAGUUUCGUUGACGAUGGAGCGGCAGCAGGGAGUCAGGCUUUUGCUAAUAUCAAGUCGAGAACAAGGAGCGACAUGUCAGAACCUAUGGCAUCCAAAGCGCUCGAGGACGAGGGGCGUCCGCCCUACCUACAUUCGAUGAUUGCUGGAGGACUUGGUGGCACAACUGGGGAUCUAUUGAUGCAUUCUCUAGAUACGGUUAAGACACGCCAACAGGGCGAUCCGCAUAAUCCGCCGAAGUAUUCCACGAUGGGUACUUCGUACACUACGAUUUUGCGCCAGGAAGGUAUAAGGCGGGGAUUAUAUGGCGGAUGGGUACCGGCGAUGCUUGGAUCUUUUCCUGGUACCAUUAUUUUCUUUGGCACAUACGAGUACAGCAAGAGACAUAUGAUUGACUACGGCAUCACUCCUCAAAUUGCGUACCUCUCAAGUGGAUUUGUUGCAGAUUUCGCUGCCUCAUUUAUUUAUGUCCCGUCCGAGGUUCUCAAAACGAGAUUGCAGCUACAAGGUCGCCACGAUAAUCCAUUUUUCAAGUCUGGGUACAAUUACAAAGGAACAGCCCAUGCAGCUCGGACGAUUGUCCGCCAAGAAGGCCUCUCUGCUCUUUUCUACGGAUACAAGGCUACCAUCUUCCGAGAUCUCCCGUUUUCCGCCUUACAAUUUACGUUCUACGAACAGGGCCAGACUUGGGCGCGGCAAUGGAAGCAGAGCAGAGAUAUCGGUUUACCCCUGGAGCUUUUGACGGGAGCUGCAGCUGGCGGACUUGCUGGAGUCAUUACAUGUCCUCUUGACGUCGUCAAGACUAGGAUCCAAACUCAAAUAAAUCCCUCCGGCGAACCCGCGAUAAAACCGUCACCUAUACAACAGGCAGCAGCUAGCCAAGGAAACACACUAAAACAGCAAAUACGUUCCAUAUCAACCUCAUCCCCUUCGACACAUACACCUCGUCCUGGAUCAAUGAUCCUAGAUACUUCAUCGGUGCUGACCGGACUGAAGUUAAUCUACAAGACAGAAGGUCUAGCUGGCGAGUUCCGAGGUGUAGGUCCCAGAUUCGUGUGGACUAGUGUCCAGAGUGGGUGUAUGCUGUUUUUGUACCAAACAAUUCUACGGAAACUGGAGAUUUAUUCGAGUACUAGCGAUGGGGAGGACUGUGUAUGA
Messenger RNA from Venustampulla echinocandica, 1230 nucleotides. RefSeq lists its product as uncharacterized. Gene Ontology annotation, biological process: magnesium ion export from mitochondrion. Lineage: Eukaryota; Fungi; Ascomycota; Leotiomycetes; Helotiales; Pleuroascaceae. The coding region runs from base 1 to 1230 and encodes 409 amino acids. Gene Ontology annotation, molecular function: magnesium ion transmembrane transporter activity. The transcript is spliced from 3 exons. The record is from RefSeq and is a predicted model, not a curated record.